Hordeum vulgare subsp. vulgare (domesticated barley) is the source of this 527-nucleotide messenger RNA. RefSeq names its product metallothionein-like protein 2C. The coding region runs from base 107 to 343 and encodes 78 amino acids. The transcript has 2 exons. Gene Ontology annotation, molecular function: metal ion binding. The record is from RefSeq and is a predicted model, not a curated record. Lineage: Eukaryota; Viridiplantae; Streptophyta; Magnoliopsida; Poales; Poaceae.
CCUCGCUGCCUGCCAUUGUUACUCAAGCCAGCAAGCAAGAAACACACAGGAAGCUCCUAGCCAACACCAAUCAAAGCCUUCAUCCAAUCCCAAAGAAACCUCAAAGAUGUCUUGCUGCGGAGGAAACUGCGGUUGUGGCAGUGCCUGCAAGUGCGGCAACGGCUGCGGCGGCUGCAACAUGUACCCCGAGGUAGAGGCCGCCGGCGCCACCCUCCUCGUCGCCGUCACCGCCACCCACAAGGCGAGCUGCGGCGCGAUGGAGAUGGCGGCGGAGAACGGCGGCUGCGGCUGCACCCAGUGCAAGUGCGGCACCAGCUGCGGCUGCUCCUGCUGCAACUGCUAGAUCAUCAAUCAUGGAUUCACUACCUGCAUCAUAUCUAUAAUCUACCUAUCCGUCUACCACCAUGAAACGCUACCUGAUCAAGGGUCUUUGUAUGUAAGCACCUGCCUGCAUGAGCACAGCAGGUGCCAUGCCAUGCCAUGCAUAUAAACCCCUAAAUAAAAUCUCUUGUGGUUUUGUGGUUUAA